Besnoitia besnoiti is the source of this 840-nucleotide messenger RNA. RefSeq names its product anti-silencing protein, ASF1 family protein. Lineage: Eukaryota; Apicomplexa; Conoidasida; Eucoccidiorida; Sarcocystidae. The record is from RefSeq and is a predicted model, not a curated record. Gene Ontology annotation, molecular function: histone binding. Gene Ontology annotation, biological process: DNA replication-dependent chromatin assembly. The transcript is spliced from 3 exons. Gene Ontology annotation, cellular component: nucleus. The coding region runs from base 1 to 840 and encodes 279 amino acids.
AUGUCAGUUGUCAACGUGACCAACAUUCGGCUGGGGAACAACCCCUCGCCUAUUUCCGCGCCGUUCGUCUUCGAGAUCUGCUUCGAGGCGCUGACGCCUCUGAAGGAGGAUCUCGAGUGGCGCGUAGUCUACGUGGGCUCCUCGGAGUGCGAGAAAACGUCGCGAAAAGUUAAGAAGGAGAAGAACGACAAGGCAGGUGCCGCCGCGCCCGCCUCUCCUGCGGCGCCCGCCACCGCCGCGCGGAAGUCAGAAUCCGCUGAAAUGGAGGUCGAAGAAGAGAGGAAAACGCUCAGUGAUGAGAAGAAAGACGAAGAGGCGGGCGGAGGCGACUACCUCCUGGACUCCGUCAUGCUCGGCCCCAUUGAGCGCGGCGUGUUGGCUUUCGAGUUCGCGGUCAACCCUCCUGACUACACUCAAAUGGACCCCAGCAGCGUCUUGGGCAUGCAGGCUGUCCUCGUCUGCGCGCUGUACAAACAACAGGAGUUCAUGCGCAUCGGCUACUACCUCAACAACGCCUACAGCGACACCGUUCUGCGCGAAAAUCCGCCCGACGUGCCGCUGUAUGAUAAGCUGAUUCGCUGCAUCGUGGAUGAGCCGCGCGUGACUCGCUUCCCGAUCGUCUGGGACGAGGAGGCGGGCCUUCCUGCGGCGGAGAGCGAGGCGCCCGCGGCGACUGUCCCCGCCCAGGAGGCGGAGAAGAGCGCCUUCAUGGCCAGCGCCCCGGCGCGCGAAAAGGUAGGCGAAGGAGAGAAGGAAAACGCACCGGAAGCGAACGAGGUGCAGACACGAACGAAUGCGGAAGGGGACGCGGAGGCUGACGCAAGCAAGUCGAGCGCGUGA